GCCUCGUUGGCGCUAUGGAUCACAAUCUUGAGGUUCAUGGGGGAUCUUCCGGAGCCCAAGUAUCACACGAUGGACCGAGACAAUGUUUCAGUCAUGAGCAAGGUGACUGCUACACUAGGUCGAAGCUUUGUCAAGUCACGGGAAUUCCAAGAAGCUCAGCGGAUGGAUGAAAUGAUAGAAGAUGGUCGAAUGGAAAAUGGAACAGCCGGAGGUGGAAGUGGAAGGUCGAUUCGACACAAGCUGGUGAGCUUGACGUUGAAGAGGAAGAACAAAUUGGGGGAAGACGUUCGUCGCCGGCUGCAAGAAGACGAAGCGGAAGCAGCUGCUGAAAGCUACCAUUCAUGGCUUGAAUCCAGACCCACGUCCAACUUGGAAAAGUUGCAUUUCAUAAUUGGCCACGGAAUUCUUCGGGCGGAACUUCGAGAUGAAGUCGUUCGAGGAGUGAAAUUUGGAGAAUACAGGUGCGACAAGGAAGAAGACUUGGCCAUGAUUGCGGCGCAGCAAUUUUACAUUGAGUUUGGCGGACCAGAUAUUCAUCCGGAAAGGUUGUUGAACACGUUGCCGAACUACAUCCCGGACUAUUGUUUGGCUGGACAGGACGAAGCAGUUGCUUUGGACAGAUGGGCAAAGCUCACCAUCACCGCAUUCAAAAAGGCCUAUUACGUCAAGGAGAAGGCUCCUUCAUUGGCUGUCAAAGAAGAUGUGGUAUCGUAUGCCAAGUUCAAGUGGCCGCUUUUGUUCUCGAGGUUCUACGAAGCAUUCAGGUAUUCCGGCCCUAACUUGCCCAAAAAUGAUGUCAUCAUCGCCGUCAAUUGGACGGGCGUCUAUGUCGUGGAUGACCAGGAGAAGGUCCUGUUGGAAUUAUCAUUUCCCGAAAUCACGUCUAUGACUGCCCACAAGAGUAACAAGGCAGUGGCGCAAACGUUCACAAUCACGACCAUCCGCGGGGAAGAGUUUACAUUCCAGAGCCCGAAUUCCGAGGAUAUCCGCGAUUUAGUCAUGUACUUCCUGGAAGGUUUGCGAAAAAGGUCUCGGCACGUCAUCGCUGUUCAGGAUUAUAAAGCACCUGUGCCAUCUGGUGACACUGGAACCAUGUCUUCCACCGCAUCUACCACGAUGUUCCUCAGUUUCGCGAAGGGCGAUUUGAUUGAGUUGGAAGAUGACUCAAGCGGAGAGACAGCCAUGAACACGGGCUGGUGCGUGGGACGCUCGACGACGACGAAAGAACGCGGGGAUUUCCCUGCCGAAACUGUGUACAUCUUGCCGUGUUUGUCUCGUCCGCCGCCGGAAAUCCUUGCCCUGUUUAGUGGCGAAGCCGGGGCGGAGCAUCACCGCCGCCUCAUCGGCACCGGCGGCAGUGUGAGCGGAAUAGGCGGCGACGGGGUCGGCGUGCAAAAACUGCACACUUUGGAGGAGUACGCCAUUGAUCAUUUUAGGUUGCCGGCGAAGCGAACGAUGUCGAGGGCGCUGACGCUGACGAGCGCGAGACGUGGCGGAAAGGAUGAGUUGUGGCGCCACAGCAGGGAGCCCGUGCGCCAGCCGCUGCUGAAGAAGCUGCUGACUAAAGAGGAAUUGGCCAUGGAGGCUGUUGGCGCUUUCACUGCGAUAUUGAAAUACAUGGGAGAUUUGCCGUCGAGAAGAUCGCGUACGGGCAACGAGCUUACGGACCAAAUAUUCGAUGGACCCUUGAAACACGAGAUCCUUCGAGAUGAAGUGUACUGCCAAAUCAUGAAACAGCUGACUGACAAUAGAAACCGGUUGUCUGAAGAGCGCGGAUGGGAACUCAUGUGGCUCGCGACCGGGUUGUUUGCGUCUUCGCAAAAUCUUUUGAAGGAGCUUAACCAGUUUCUGCGCACUCGUCCCCAUCCGAUUGCCCUGGACGCGAUUCAGCGGUUGCAGAAGACCAUCCGGAACGGGCAAAGGAAAUACCCGCCUCAU
Molecule: messenger RNA, 1938 nt
Organism: Notodromas monacha
Lineage: Eukaryota; Metazoa; Arthropoda; Ostracoda; Podocopida; Cyprididae
Source: the annotation of a GenBank genome assembly